UCCUUCAGCCUAGACCCAAAUAUCGCCCCCAUACGCCUAAAACCCAGACGGGUGCCUUUUGCACUCCGGAAGAAAAUAGACGAGCAGAUUGACAAGCUCGUCAAACAGGGGGUUUUGCAGCCAAUCGACCACGCCCGGUGGGAGACCCCUAUAGUCACCCCAGUCUUUGCGAAGCUCGACCUGGCGCAAGCCUAUCAGCAACUGCCGGUCGAUGAAGAAACCGCCGAAGCGCAAACAAUAGUCACCCACCGGGGAGCGUUUCGCUGUAACCGACUCCAGUUUGGAUUCCUGGGGUACCUCCUAGACCGACAUGGCAUCCACCCAACCGGAAGCAAAGUCAAAGCCAUAAAGGAAGCCCCCACACCCAAGAACAAAACAGAGCUGCAGGCAUUUCUGGGACUGCUAAAUUUUUACAAUGUGUUCUUGCCCCAAAAGGCGACCGCGGCGGAGCCCUUGCAUAGGCUCCUGGACAGGACGGCCAAAUGGACCUGGGGGAAACGGGAGGACACCGCAUUCAAGAAUACCAAAGACCUGCUCACCUCGGAUGCCGUUCUCAUUCAGUAUAAUGAGACCCUACCCAUCGCCGUCACAUGCGACGCCUCACCAUUUGGCGUCGGCGCCGUCCUCAGCCAUACACUUCCAGACGGAAAAGAAGCACCCAUCGCUUUCUUUUCAAGAACACUCAGCAAACCCGAAAGAAACUACAGCCAAUUAGAUAAGGAGGCACUGGCCAUCGUCGCAGCGGUAAAGAAGUUCCACGAGUACCUCUACGGCCGCCGGUUCACCCUCAUCACGGACCACAAGCCACUGCUGGGCAUCCUGGCGGGGAACAAGGCCACCCCGAACAUCCUAUCCCCCAGGAUGACAAGGUGGUCUGAGUUCCUCGCCGCCUACGACUACCGGCUCACACACAGACCCGGUAAGACGAUCUCCCAUGCAGACGCGUUGAGCCGCUCGCCGUUUCCCGACCUAGACGACGACCCAGCUCCCAAGACGACCACCCUCAGCAUAGAGACAUUGCCCGACCUACCCAUAACCGCGUCAGACAUUGCCCGAGAGACUAAUAAAGACAAGCGUCUGGCGCGGGUAUUACAUUGGGUAGAAAAGGGAUGGCCAGAGAAAGACAACGAUGAAGCUUUCAGGACAUUCCGAAACCGGCAAACAGAACUGUCACUACAGAAAGGUUGCUUGCUAUGGGGGGACAGGGUGGUCAUACCGGAAAAACUGCAAGGGAAAGUAUUAAAAUUAUUACACGAAGGGCACCCGGGGAUUGUGAGGACUAAAGCUUUGGCCAGAAGCUAUGCUUGGUGGCCAGGUAUGGACAAGGAGAUCGAGGCCUGGGUAGCCAAGUGCUCGCGCUGCCAAGAAACCAGACCAAAUCCCCCCGCAGCACCAAUAUUAGAAUGGGAAACGCCCAGGGGGCCAUGGUCGAGACUCCAUAUAGAUUUUGCCGGGCCCACAAAAGGGAACACAUUCCUCAUCACGGUGGAUGCUUACUCCAACUGGCUGGAGGUAAGCAACAUGAAGACCACCACAACAGAUGCGGUAACCAAGGUCUUAAACAAACUUUUCGCAACCCACGGCCUCCCGGAUGUCAUCGUGUCAGACAACGGACCCCAGUUCACCUCGCUGGAAUUCGAAAAAUUCCUAGCGGAACGAGGCAUACGACACGCACUGACAGCGACGGCGCAUCCGGCGGCCAAUGGUAGGGCAGAACGGAUGGUUCAAUUUGCAAAGAGAACCCUCCAAAAAAUCGAACACGGGGACAUACAAGAAAAAAUAAAUAAAAUGCUCCUAAUACAACAUAUAACCCCAAACACAACAACAAACAAAAGCCCGGCAGAAUUACUAAUGGGGAGAAAACUAAGGUCACCACUCGACAGACUACACCCCACAUACAACCCGGAAAAACCCCCGGACUCAUCAAGCAAGCACCGGGUUUUUGCACCAGGCGACGCAGUCUAUGCAAAAAACCUUACCGGAGACCCACUAUGGGUACCGGCAACUAUAACCCAACUGACAGGACCCCACUCCUACCGGCUACAGACAACCGACGGACAAACAUGGAAACGCCACAUCGAUCAAUUA
Messenger RNA from Notechis scutatus (mainland tiger snake), 2088 nucleotides. Lineage: Eukaryota; Metazoa; Chordata; Lepidosauria; Squamata; Elapidae. The record is from RefSeq and is a predicted model, not a curated record.